AUGCGGUACCAAUCACUUCUCGCAUUGGCACUGGCAGCUAUCGCUGUCGAAGCUCAGGAGACACCCGAAACUGGGGAGCUUGGAGAUGCCGUUGCCGUUCAGGAUAACCCCAAGGGUGCCGUCUAUACGGCGGAGUUCCCUGACAAGCCUUUCAGCCCCGUUAAUAUUGAAGGCAACGUGAAGGGGUCCGUUACCGCAAAGACUGUGGAGAGUGGUGUCGAGUUCCAGGUCAAGUUUGAAAACCUCCCUCAAGAAGGCGGUCCUUUUAUGUACCAUAUCCACGUCGACCCUGUCCCGGAGGAUGGAAACUGCACCAAGACACUCGCACACCUGGAUCCAUUCAUCCGCGGCGAAGCCACGCCUUGCAACCCAGAAGCCCCAGCUACUUGCCAAGUUGGUGAUCUCAGCGGCAAGCACGGCGCGGCCGAGUCAGGCACAACGUUCGAAGACACUUACGUUGAUCCCUACGCCACUCUCAAGGAGGGUCUCGGAGCCUUCUUCGGUAACCGCAGCAUUGUGCUCCACUUCGCGAACAAGACACGCAUUACCUGCGCAAACUUCGCCCUUGUGAGUGGUGAUGAAGGCGAUGACAAGCCUGCGGACGAAGACGACGGCCACGGCCACAGCCACGACGAUCAAGGAGAUGAGAAGCCCGCUCCUACUGGAAGCAAUUCGACGACGACCCGCCCUACACCCAGUGAACCACCUCUGGCAACAAACCUUCCCGAGGGCAGCGCGGCUGUGAGCAGCAUCUCCCUAAUUGCAGCUUUGGCCGCUGCACUCUUCGCGCUCUAA
Molecule: messenger RNA, 795 nt
Organism: Scedosporium apiospermum
Lineage: Eukaryota; Fungi; Ascomycota; Sordariomycetes; Microascales; Microascaceae
Product: Cytosolic cu zn superoxide dismutase
Exons: 3
Coding region: 1-795 (264 amino acids)
Biological process (GO): superoxide metabolic process
Molecular function (GO): metal ion binding
Source: RefSeq, a predicted model, not a curated record